Messenger RNA from Brachypodium distachyon (stiff brome), 1597 nucleotides. Its product is annotated as vesicle-associated protein 1-3. Bases 575 to 1231 code for a protein of 218 amino acids. The transcript has 8 exons. Gene Ontology annotation, biological process: endoplasmic reticulum membrane organization. The record is from RefSeq and is a predicted model, not a curated record. NCBI's taxonomy places the organism in Eukaryota, Viridiplantae, Streptophyta, Magnoliopsida, Poales, Poaceae. Gene Ontology annotation, cellular component: plasma membrane; endoplasmic reticulum membrane.
CGCCGUAGCCCGUAUCCAGCUAGCACUCAUGAGUCAUGACAGAGUCCUCAACCAACGCGCGCAGGAAUAAACAAAAACACGAAAAAAUAGCCCGGAUUACCCCACGACGCAACUCCGGCCGGCCCCAAAGUUCCCAAUCAAUCAACCAAAUCGACGCUGUUUACCAACCGAAACCCGCCUAAUCCAGCCAAUCUCUAGUUUAUGCCAACCCGAGCCGAACUGCUUCCUUCCACCAUCCGGAAGUUCGGAGUUCUACCUUACCCCCAAUCUCUUCCUCCUCCGAUUCGCCUUCGCCCAAUCGACAAACCCUUUCCUUCCUUCCUUUGCUUCGUCCUACAGCGCCUCUGCCUGGUGUUGAUCCUUUGCUUGCUUACCGGAGCAGGGAAACGGAGCAUCGCACCCGCACCACACGGCACGGGGCCCUUUCUUGGAUUCUCGAGAGUAUAGGACAAGAGAAGGGAGAAGCAUUGCCUUUUUGGUCUCGAUUCUUUGUCGGCGCCAUGAGUAAUACUCUGCUUCGAAUCUACCCUUCAGAGCUCAAGAUGCCAUUCGAGCUCAAGAAGCAGAAUUCGGGAUGCAUCGAGCUCGUCAACAAGACCGAUCAGCCUGUGGCUUUCAAGAUGCGCCGCGCAAUAUGAAUAUGCAGGUGAAAACAACCAACCCAAGGAAGUACGCCGUGCGGCCUACCUCCCGCGUCGUGCCGCCAGGGGGAUCGUGCGGUGUCACAAUUACGAUGCAGGCACCCAAGGAGAUCCCUCAGGAUUACCACUGCAAGGACAAGUUUCUCGUUCAAAGCAUCAUGGUGCAGGAAGGGAUAACGGAUAAGGACAUUGUCCCUGAUAUGUUCAUCAGAGCGCCUGGUAAGGUGGUUGAGGAGUUUAAGCUGCGGGUGGUCUACAUCCCUGCCAAUCCCCCCUCACCGGUGCCUGAGGAAGAUGAAGAAGAGAUUGCAGAUUCGGAAGUGGACCAUGAAGUGUUUAGGCAAUCCAUGCUCGAUGCUGCAUCUAGGCAAGGAUAUACAUCUGCAUCACAAGCUUUAAAUUAUGAGGACGUCUUUAAGCUUAAGUCAGAAGUGGUUAAAUAUACAGCUGAGAACCAGAAGAUUCAGCAAGAACUGGAACUGCUUAGGAAGAGAAUGCAGUCUCAUGGGGAUUUGUCACCUAUGUUUGCGCUCCUCGUCUUCAUGUUAUCUGUUCUUGUUGGAUACUUGAUGACGGGCAGGAAUGCUUAGCGAGCAGCAACUACGCAGAGAUCGCUUUACCCUGCCCGGUUGCCCCUUGUUUUGGCUGAUUGCUUUUCUUCCCUUUUAGUACAGUUUAUACUGUAGAUAGAAAGCAUGUUCUGGGUCUGAAUAUAUAUACGUGUUAGGAUCUGGGAGCGUAAAUUUUUGGGGAAUAUGCAGAAGACUGCAUAUCUUCCAUGAAGAAUUCUCCCCCUUCUGAAUAAGAUUCAACUCGCAUCUUCGGUGGUUUUAUUGUUUUGUUUCCACGAUGCUCCUGUUUUGUUUCCUGAGCAAGGUAGAAGAAAAUUCUUUAGUGUCCAAAUUUGCACAUUUCUGAAUACAGUAACAGGCGGUAAAUUUCAGCGACUUGAGAUA